Drepanopeziza brunnea f. sp. 'multigermtubi' MB_m1 is the source of this 1203-nucleotide messenger RNA. RefSeq lists its product as uncharacterized. Lineage: Eukaryota; Fungi; Ascomycota; Leotiomycetes; Helotiales; Drepanopezizaceae. Gene Ontology annotation, molecular function: protein-lysine N-methyltransferase activity. The record is from RefSeq and is a predicted model, not a curated record.
AUGUGUCGAGUUCGAGCAACGUCACGCCCGAAAGUCCCAAAAGGCCGAGGUAGUCAAUCCUACACAUCCGCUCACCUCGCUCAGGUCAACACGAUCGACCAGACCGAAUUCUCAAGAAAGAUCCUACCAAGUUUCAUCUCACCUUCCCCUGAGCCAGGGACCAACGUCAAUCACAAUCCAACCCACGAUACCCCACGCCGUCGCAAAGCCGCGCCACCUUUCUCGGCACCGACGCACCGCACCGAGCCGUAUCUCCGCGCGCCCGGUCACCAGCUCGCUGACAAACGAGAUACUGUCGCUGCUAUGGCGACCGAGGAUGACGACCUUGACGGCGGUCUCGACCUUUUUACAGAGCCGCCUGAUUAUUACCCACCCUCCCCUAAAGCCACAACAGAGUCUCACACCCUCCUCUCCGGACGCACCCUGACCGUCUCUCUAGUCGGCCACAACCCCCUCUGGGGCCACCACCUCUGGAACGCAGGCCGCCUCAUCUCCACCUACCUCGAGAAGAACCCCUCUCUCAUCGCCAACAAAACCAUCCUCGAACUCGGGGCGGGUGCGGGCCUCCCCAGCCUCGUGUGCGCAGAAAUCGGCGCCAAAAAGGUCCUCGUGACCGACUACCCAGACCCAGAUCUCAUCGCCAACCUCCGGCAGAAUAUCGACGCCUACUACUCCACCCCAGGCCGCCGCUGCAGCAACAAGCAGAGUCUCGCAGCCGAGGGCUACUGCUGGGGCGCCGACGUCCAGCCGCUGCUCGCCUACCUACCAGCAGCCGCAGCAGCACCCUCAACCGGGGCCGGAGUCGAGGCCGCGAGCCUGCAGCAGGGCUUCGACGUCCUCAUCCUCGCCGACCUCCUAUUCAACCACUCGGAGCACGCCAAGCUCCUCGCCACCAUCGAGCGCACGCUGCGCCGGGGCAGCGACGCACAGGCCCUCGUCUUCUUCACGCCCUACCGGCCCUGGCUGUUCGAGCGGGACAUGGCCUUCUUCGCCCUGGCGCGGGCGCGGGGCUUCGCGGUCGAGAAGGUGCUGGAGGAGAUGAUGGCGGAGGUUAUGUUUGUGGAGGAUCGCGGCGAUGAGAAGAUGAGGAGGACGGUGUUUGGGUUUGUGCUUCGCUGGGGGGAGAGGGGUGAGGGGGGUGAGGGGAGUGAGGGGGGAGAAGGGGGAAAGGGAGAGGGAGCAGAGGGGGGGAGUGUGAUGUGA